UUACCAUCGGUUGGAACGGUUGAAGCAGACGAGGGGGAUGAAGUGAAUGUGCUGGUUGUGUUGGAUUUUUCAAGAGUGGGUGGAAUUUCUGGAGGAGAUGUACUAGUAGAGCUGGCUACGGGUGAAGGUGACGCUCUGAGGAUAUCUGUUACUUUGGCGGUGAUGUCUUCAGCGAUAACUGUGGAGGACGGAGUAGCGCUAGGAGUUGUGGACAAAUCAGAAGUCUCUUCUGAGGAAGAGCGGCUACUGGUUCUUAUGCUUGAUGUUCCUCUAUCAGUUUCGGUGGUGCCGGAUGCUGCGCUUGUUGUCUGCUGGCCAGCUGAUUCAGGAACUGUUACUUCUAACGAAGAUGUGCUGGUAGUGCUGACCAAGGGUACUCCUGACGUGGUGCUACCUACUCCUGCAACGCCACCCGUGGAAGAAGAAGUGCUGACAGUGCUAGCCUCUGAUAAUGCAACUGAUGGGGAGCUUCCUUCUUCAAUCCUAUUCGGACUAGAAGUUAUUGUGACUUCUGAAGAAGAUGGUAGUGUAGUUCUGAUCUCCACUUUAGACGGAGAGCUACCUAUCCUUUCAGCGCCACUUGUGGGAGACAUCGUGCUGGUGACGUUGGUUCGCAAUAAUACGUCUGGCGAGGUGGAAGCUGUCCCCUCCACGCUGCUGGAACUUGAAGAGAUGGUCACUUCUGAAGAAGGCGUGCUGCUUAUUGUGCUUUGUGAUGGCGUACCGGGAGUCGCGGUAACUUCAGGCAUCGGACUACUUGUUCUUUUAGCUCCCACUUCAGUAGUGAGUUUUGUUUCGGGAGAGAACGCGGACGUUGUAUCCGUUGCUCCUCUGGUUGUGUUAAUUGUCAAGGAAGUAACGCUUUCUGUGCUAGAAGUCGCACUGACUUCUGAAGAAGAAGUACUUGUGAUAUCCUUUGCUUCAGGGGUUGUGCCAGUUGUUUCUUUAACGCUACCUGAACUUGGGGUAACGAUACCCGCACUGGAUGUGAUGGUUGUUGUGCUAGAAGUACUGGUCACAUUCGAUAGAGACGAGCUGGUAAUCAAUCCUUUGGUUGUGCUAGCUUUUCCUUCAGCGGUAGCUGUUGCUGGAGUAGCGCUAGGAGAUGUUGUAACAUCUGAAGGUGCUAUACUGGUAGUGCUAGCCCCUGGCGAAGUGCUAUCUGUUUCGGUGCUGCUAAGGCUAGGAACGGUUACUUCUGGAGAAGGCUUGCCAUUAAUUUCUUCUGUAGUUGUUCCAGCUGUUACUUCUGGAGAAGGCUUGCCAGUAAUUUCUUCUGUAGUUGUUCCAGCUAUC
Strongylus vulgaris is the source of this 1296-nucleotide messenger RNA. Lineage: Eukaryota; Metazoa; Nematoda; Chromadorea; Rhabditida; Strongylidae. The record is from the annotation of a GenBank genome assembly.